Molecule: messenger RNA, 614 nt
Organism: Nicotiana tabacum (common tobacco)
Lineage: Eukaryota; Viridiplantae; Streptophyta; Magnoliopsida; Solanales; Solanaceae
Product: basic blue protein-like
Cellular component (GO): plasma membrane
Molecular function (GO): electron transfer activity
Source: RefSeq, a predicted model, not a curated record
GGCACAACAACACUAAGAGCCUUUCUUUUAUAAAAUAAUCCUUUUGCGUAUCUAUUUAAUAUAUUCAUUCUUAAAAAAUGUCAGGAGGAAACAGAGCCACAAUUAUUGCCGCAGCUGUGAUGCUAUGCGUCUUACUUCAAACCAGCAUUUCAAGUGCAGCUACAUUUCCUGCUGGUGGCGCUAAUGGUUGGGGUUUCAACAUGAAUGGUUGGCCUAAUGGCCAGACUUUCAAGGUUGGCGAUGUCAUUGAAUUUAAAUACAUGGCUGGGAUGCACAACGUGGUGAAAGUGAGCAAGGCAGGAUUUGACGCUUGCGAUGGUACUGGAGGACAAGUUUUUAGUUCAGGAGACGACAAAGUAACACUUGUACAAGGAACGCAAUACUUCAUUUGUACAAUCGGACCACACUGUUCUAAUGGCGUCAAGGCUGCUGUUACCGCCAAUUAAUUUAUUUCAAAUUAAACUGCAUUUAUCAAAAUUAAAUCUAGUAGUAUUAAUUCAUUCCAAUUGUUGUACUUUGGUGUACCAAUGAUGUAGAAUGUUUUAUUUCAUGAUCCAUAUAGAUAAUUUUUUGCUUGUGGAGUACUUGAAUUUAAAAAAAAAAGAGAUUAAAUU